Messenger RNA from Tripterygium wilfordii, 459 nucleotides. RefSeq lists its product as uncharacterized. Bases 1 to 459 code for a protein of 152 amino acids. The record is from RefSeq and is a predicted model, not a curated record. NCBI's taxonomy places the organism in Eukaryota, Viridiplantae, Streptophyta, Magnoliopsida, Celastrales, Celastraceae. The transcript has 2 exons.
AUGAAACGCACUGCCAAACCCAGUCAUAAUUUCCAAUUCUCUACGUGUAAAAACAAGGAGUAUGCCAAGUUUCGCAAACAUGGAUUCAAGUUCAAACAAGAACUUGAGUUUUGUUUUGUAGGUACUUAUGCUACUGGUGCAUAUCGAAAGAUACCUUCAAGUGGUGUGAUACAUUCAUCUCACGAGGAUUCAGAUGAUUUGGAUACGUGGUUUGAUGAUGAUCCAUAUGUGCCUGAGCCACCCUUGCAUGACUUGAACCUGGAUAACAGCCCAGUACGAGUGGUGGAUGAAAAACAUGAUGAGGUUUUCUCUACAGCUACUUCCCCUCCAAGAGUUCGGUCAGUGACUCCAACACCUACAAGUGGUAGCUUGGGGAAAAGGUCAUCUCGUAUGAGUGGAAGCAGGAUUCGCAAGAAGCAAGCCACUACCAAGGAUGAUACAAUUGUUGAGCUGGUAUAA